CACAUGUACCGCAUUCGACGCUGAUAACUCUACCAGUGCGAUUUUUGUGCGCGCCGCGAGUAUUCGAGCGUUCUCCAACGAACGCUCUCAAACCAUUGUUCUCUGACGCAACAGAUAAUAACGAAAGAGUAGGCAAUUUUUAUGAAAAAAAUGGACCACCCACCAAGUUACACGUCACCACCAUAUCCGCAACCACAAUACCCUUAUCCGCAACCACCACCAACGUCAAUGCCAUCAAUGCCAUCACCACCACAUACGGUGCAUACAAUCGUAACAGGGACGGCCUUCAGCAAUGAAAGUCAACAUAUGACCUGUCCACACUGCCAUGCUACUAUAAGUACGCGCGUAGACUCGGAAGCGAACACGAAGACACAUCUAAUUGCGGUGCUCCUCUGUUUAUUCGGAUGCUGGUGUUGUGCACCGUGCCCUUACUGCAUGGAUUCUUGUCUAGUCCACAAGCAUUACUGUCCAGCGUGCGAUGCUUUCCUUGGAGCAUCAGAAAAUUAAUCAAUUACAUUUGCGAUAAAAAUAUAAAAAGAUAGUGCAGAAUUAUAUUAUCAUCAGCUAGGAUAUACGAUUCAUAAAGAAGACAUAUUGUUUUUAUCACAUAUUUCAAAUAAACUGUUGUCAAACUAUCCACAUGUAAAUUAGUUUAAAAAAUUUUGUUGUUGCUUACAAUUUUUACAAAGUGUGCGAAUAUAACACACACACACACAUACACACACACACACACACACAUAAAAAGGAAGGGGAGAGCUCUUACUCUUUUGUUUUUAUAAAUACUGCUAGAGAAAAGAGAUUUACGUGUAUAUAAGCUACAUACGUUUUAUAAGUGUUUUUUAUACUGUUCGCGGUAUUUUUUAUCAACCUGUAAUCUUGCAUUGUAAAAGGAAAUAUUAUAGAAAGAAUUAGUAAUUUUUUUAGACAUACGUGUCUAACAAACAUUUUAAAAACGUCUGUACGUCUUUAUAGACAUGUGUGCUAUUUAAAAUACAACACUAUUAAUUAUA
Molecule: messenger RNA, 1010 nt
Organism: Temnothorax curvispinosus
Lineage: Eukaryota; Metazoa; Arthropoda; Insecta; Hymenoptera; Formicidae
Product: lipopolysaccharide-induced tumor necrosis factor-alpha factor homolog
Exons: 4
Coding region: 142-507 (121 amino acids)
Molecular function (GO): zinc ion binding
Source: RefSeq, a predicted model, not a curated record